Molecule: messenger RNA, 2529 nt
Organism: Orcinus orca (killer whale)
Lineage: Eukaryota; Metazoa; Chordata; Mammalia; Artiodactyla; Delphinidae
Gene: PGM1
Product: phosphoglucomutase 1
Exons: 12
Coding region: 221-1951 (576 amino acids)
Biological process (GO): carbohydrate metabolic process
Cellular component (GO): cytosol
Molecular function (GO): phosphoglucomutase activity; magnesium ion binding
Source: RefSeq, a predicted model, not a curated record
GCUCCCCAUUCCCCUCCCUCUCGGACCUGCAAGGAGGUGGGCUGGCCGCGAAGGGAGGGCCCUGUCCCCUGUCCCUUUAAGGAGGAGGGACGAGCACCGCUGAGAGAGCCUGCAUUGCCCCGACCCUUCAGCGGCCUCACCACACAGCAGCUGCAUCCACAGCUCCGGUCGCCCCUCGCUUAGCAGAGUCCGCUCGGGCCCCACGAAGCUAGUCGCCACCAUGGUGAAGAUCGUGACCGUUAAGACCAAGGCGUACCAAGACCAGAAGCCGGGCACGAGCGGGCUGCGGAAGCGGGUGAAGGUGUUUCAGAGCAGCGCCAACUAUGCCGAGAAUUUCAUCCAGAGUAUCAUCUCCACCGUGGAGACGGCAAAGCGGCAGGAGGCCACCCUGGUGGUGGGCGGUGACGGCAGGUUCUACAUGAAGGAGGCCAUCCAGCUCAUCGUCCGCAUCGCCGCCGCCAACGGGCAAAGGAGCUGUGCUGAUACCAUCUGUGAGAGAUAUGGGAAGAUUGGUCGCUUGGUUAUUGGACAGAAUGGAAUCCUCUCCACCCCUGCUGUAUCCUGCAUCAUUAGAAAGAUCAAAGCCAUUGGUGGGAUCAUUCUGACAGCCAGCCACAACCCAGGAGGACCCAAUGGAGAUUUUGGAAUCAAAUUCAAUAUUUCCAAUGGAGGUCCUGCCCCGGAAGCAAUAACUGAUAAAAUUUUCCAAAUCAGCAAGACAAUCGAAGACUAUGCAAUUUGUCCUGACCUGCACGUAGACCUUGGGGUUCUGGGAAAGCAGCAGUUUGACCUGGAAAACAAGUUCAAACCCUUCACAGUGGAAAUUGUGGAUUCGGUGGAAGCUUAUGCUACGAUGCUGAGAAGCAUCUUUGAUUUCAAUGCACUGAAAGAACUGCUUUCUGGUCCAAACCGACUAAAGAUCCGUAUAGACGCCAUGCAUGGAGUUGUGGGACCGUAUGUGAAGAAGAUCCUCUGUGAAGAGCUCGGAGCCCCCGCAAACUCAGCAGUUAACUGUGUUCCCCUGGAGGACUUCGGAGGCCACCACCCUGACCCCAACCUCACCUAUGCCGCUGACCUGGUGGAGACUAUGAAGACAGGAGAGCAUGAUUUCGGGGCUGCCUUUGAUGGAGAUGGGGAUCGAAACAUGAUUCUGGGCAAGCAUGGGUUCUUUGUGAACCCUUCAGACUCUGUGGCUGUCAUUGCUGCCAACAUCUUCAGCAUUCCAUAUUUCCAGCAAACCGGGGUCCGUGGCUUUGCACGCAGCAUGCCCACCAGUGGUGCCCUGGACCGGGUGGCUAAUGCUACAAAGAUCACUUUGUAUGAAACCCCAACUGGCUGGAAGUUUUUUGGGAAUCUGAUGGAUGCAAGCAGACUGUCCCUUUGUGGGGAGGAGAGCUUCGGGACCGGUUCUGACCACAUCCGUGAGAAGGACGGACUCUGGGCUGUCCUUGCUUGGCUCUCCAUCCUAGCCACCCGCAAACAGAGUGUGGAGGACAUCCUCAAAGAUCACUGGCAAAAGUAUGGCCGGAAUUUCUUCACCAGGUAUGAUUACGAGGAGGUGGAAGCCGAGGGCGCAAACAAAAUGAUGAAGGACUUGGAGGCCCUGAUCUCUGAUCGCUCCUUCGUGGGGAAACAGUUCCCAGUGGGAGAUAAAGUUUACACUGUGGUGAAAAUUGAUAACUUUGAAUACAGUGAUCCGGUGGAUGGAAGUGUUUCAAGAAAUCAGGGCUUGCGGCUCAUUUUUGCAGACGGUUCUCGCAUCAUCUUUCGACUGAGCGGCACCGGGAGUGCAGGCGCCACCGUUCGACUGUACGUCGACAGCUAUGAGAAGGACAUCGCCAAGAUCUACCAGGACCCCCAGGUCAUGUUGGCCCCCCUUAUUUCUAUUGCCCUGAAGUUGUCCCAUCUCCAGGAAAGGACAGGACGCACUGCACCCACUGUUAUCACCUAAGAAGACAGGCCAGAUGCGGUACAUCCCUCCACCCCAGGCCCUCCGAGUCAUCUGAUUGAAGAGCAUGAACAGAAACAAAGUGUAUUCACCCAGGCUUUUUAGGAUUCGGUUUUUCCACUAACCAGUCAUUGACAAAUGGUACAAUUCCAAGGUAUUGCCCAUUGAUAUGCCCGUAGGAGCCAUGCGGGAAAGAGAAAAAAAGGGACCCACGGGCUUAUACUACCGUCAGUUCCUUUUUGUGUCCUCGUGCACCACUGGUGUGUGGGUGUUUGUCUCCUUAGCACCAGGUCCUGUUUACACUACAGUGGAAGAUGGAGGUUGAGCAUCAGCUCAUGAGGCUAAUUUCCAUCCUUAGGAUCCACCUGUGAAAUGACAGUGCAAGUUCCUUUCUCCUUUGUGAGCCUUUCCGCCCAUUUACUGUUUACAUAUAAUCCAGCAAAAUGCAGUUUCUGGUGCCUUCUCUCCAAUCAGUUCUUUCCUCAGAGUGAGACGUGCUUGUCUACAGAGUUCUGCCUUGUUCUGCAGCGUAGUCCCAUUCACACAAAUAUUUUGGGAUAUUAAAGCAAAAUAAGCUACUA